Molecule: messenger RNA, 647 nt
Organism: Anoplophora glabripennis (Asian longhorned beetle)
Lineage: Eukaryota; Metazoa; Arthropoda; Insecta; Coleoptera; Cerambycidae
Product: peripheral-type benzodiazepine receptor-associated protein 1-like
Exons: 3
Biological process (GO): neuromuscular synaptic transmission
Molecular function (GO): protein binding
Source: RefSeq, a predicted model, not a curated record
CCAUCUCGAGCCAGCCUACCCAGCGCAUGUCGCAGCGUAACCAGCAGAUGCAGGGGAUGCAAGGAGCGAGGGGCAACUCCAACAGCGGCCAGAGCAACCCGAACAACCCCCCGAAUCCGCAGAAGAGGGCCAGGUUCUUCGUCGCCCUCUUCGACUACGACCCCGCCACCAUGUCCCCCAAUCCGGACGCCUGCGACGAGGAGCUGCCGUUCUCGGAGGGGGACACGAUCAAGGUGUGGGGCGACAAGGACGCCGACGGCUUCUACUGGGGGGAAUGUAGAGCCAUCUCGAGCCAGCCUACCCAGCGCAUGUCGCAGCGUAACCAGCAGAUGCAGGGGAUGCAAGGAGCGAGGGGCAACUCCAACAGCGGCCAGAGCAACCCGAACAACCCCCCGAAUCCGCAGAAGAGGGCCAGGUUCUUCGUCGCCCUCUUCGACUACGACCCCGCCACCAUGUCCCCCAAUCCGGACGCCUGCGACGAGGAGCUGCCGUUCUCGGAGGGGGACACGAUCAAGGUGUGGGGCGACAAGGACGCCGACGGCUUCUACUGGGGGGAAUGUAGAGGUGCGUUCGGGAAGUUCACUCUUUUCACUCUAAUCGCUCUAAGCACACUAAAUCCGUUCGAGUAUUCACCUCUGAGUAAAUAG